Molecule: messenger RNA, 2277 nt
Organism: Candidozyma pseudohaemuli
Lineage: Eukaryota; Fungi; Ascomycota; Pichiomycetes; Serinales; Metschnikowiaceae
Gene: PSP1
Product: Psp1p
Exons: 1
Coding region: 1-2277 (758 amino acids)
Cellular component (GO): cytoplasm
Source: RefSeq, a predicted model, not a curated record
AUGAGUCUUAGGUUCCCGGACUUUCUCGGCUCGCUGGGCAUCCAGCCGCCCAACGGUUCUGGCGACACAGCCCAACCUUCGAAACAGCAAAUCCACCACCAGCAUCACAAGGACUCAGAUUCUGAGCAAUACGCUCCCGACACCGCUCCCCAGCAGCCCCACCAGGAUCCCGGUCUUGACUCGAAUCUUGACUUUGAUCUGCUUCUCAAGUCGAAACUAUCCGCGUUGGGCAACAGAUCUGACAACCUAGACGACCUGAACCUGGCCUCCUACUCCAACUCGUUUUCUCCCUUGACUGGCGCCCACAAUGGCUUUGCGCUUGACGGCAGCCCUAAUAUCCCUGGCCUAGCCGACUUUGGGCCUUUCCACAGCCAGAAAAACACCUUCCACUUGCCCUUGGAGUUGCAAGGUGGUAUCGGCAACAUCUCCUCCAGGAGACCCAGUUACGCUGCAGAGCUGUUCACCCGCUCCCAGCAGCCGUCGCUGUCGCUGCCCUCGCAGCAAUUCUCCGGGCCUGCCUCCUCCGCCUUCCACCCUUCCACGGCGACUUCCAACAAGAACUCUUUGGCGUCUUUCGCAGCGGCCAACAACUUCUCCAUGAACACCUCCCAGCAGCAGCAACAACAACAACUGCAACAACAACUGCAGCACCGUGGCCUGACCCUGGGUGCUCUGUUCCAGUCCAACUUGGGCCAGGAUGCACUUGCCGAUUCGCUUCUGAACUUCUCGCUCAAUACGAACUUGUCCGACUUUCAGGCAAGAAGGCCCUCUCAAUUGGCCGACUACCAGGCUGUCCCUCAGCAGCAGUUCUAUCCUUCUUUCCACCCACUGCAGCUGCCGUUUUUCGCAUCCGGACCGGCCUCGGUAUCGUCAUUCCACUCUGGUUCCUAUCAGCAGGCUGGUUCUGCUGGCAUGAACAUGGGUGGUGCUCCUCCAGCACAGAACCAGGGCUCGCCAUUCACGGGCCCCAGCUCUCUGGUGAGCGGCUCGAACGUCGACAUGGCUGCCUACGCCCAGGCGCUUCCUGGCCAGACUGUUAAAUUAGACAAUGGGCUCUUGUUGAAGGACCAGUACAUCAUGGCCUCCCCCGAGCUCAAGCAACAGUUCCUUUCGGCGAUCAAGUACUUCCAAGACGUUGAUUUGAGCGACAAGAUAUUGAAUAAGUUGCAAGAGCUUCUAGGCAACCCGGUGAUCAGAAAGUUGAUCACUUUUGUCAAGAACUUGAACAACCUCACAUUCAAUCACAAAAUGUUGUGUCUUGUGGUGAACAAAAACGGCAAGCUUGAUUUGUUGUCGUACCCUAGCAGCUCGAACAUCUUUCUUGAAAGAGAUAACCUUGUGAUUGUCGAUGGUGACAGAGGCAAAGACUUGGUGAUGAUUUUGGAGCCUUUAGUGAAUUUGGAGUUUGCAAUCCUUUUCAACUUCCUCAAGAAAAUUGAGCAUUUGAAGUCCUUGACCAUCAAUGACGCCAAUGGCGGUACAUCAGUGAAAGGCAAUCACAGUGGUGGUACACAUUCCACAUCUAUGGACGCAUCCACAAUCAUUAACAAACAUUCGAACGAGGACAAUGAGUUUAUUAUUACACUACCCACAAAACAAGUGUUGCGCUUUGCCACGCCGAAGGAGAUACAAAAAUUGAGCGGCAAGUUCUUGGAAGAGAAAAAGGCAUUCAUCACUUGUUUCAACAAAAUCAAGGAGUUAGGACUCAAUAAUGAUUUGACGCUUAUCAACGUCGAAUAUCAAUGUGAUUUCAAGAAGUUGAUCUUCUAUUACUAUGCUGGUUUCAAACGGAUUGAUUUCCGGGGUUUAAUUAAGGAAUUGUUCAAGAUAUACAAGACACGGAUCUGGUUAUGUGCUGUCUUACCAUACGAUAGAAGAGAGCUCUACACCAACUUGGCAAAGGAGACUACUGGCGGCGAAUUGUCUACCCUCGGCAGCAUUCCAAAAGAGUACGAGUUGUCCAACGAGCAAAUCUUGAACUUCUCGGUCAAGGAAUUCAACAAAUUGCCAAAGCCCACGUACUUCCAUCUGCGCAACAUGUACAGUCUAGUGCUCAACCUUGAGAGUGACCUUAAUGGCAAGUUUUACGGUUUCACCCAGAUGAGCGACGCUGGUGUUGCAGAGCAUAAUGCAGGUGCGGGUGCACGGUCCGGCACUACGAGAACCGACGAUACCGCCAACUCCAGUCCCGGUGGAAAAAACAGUAAGCUGUUCCGCAAGAAUUCCUACCAGAUCCCCCCGAAUUUCGAUCCCUUUGGUGGACACAAAAAUGUAUAA